This is a messenger RNA of Necator americanus (New World hookworm), 537 nucleotides long. RefSeq lists its product as uncharacterized. The record is from RefSeq and is a predicted model, not a curated record. The coding region runs from base 1 to 537 and encodes 178 amino acids. NCBI's taxonomy places the organism in Eukaryota, Metazoa, Nematoda, Chromadorea, Rhabditida, Ancylostomatidae. The transcript has 5 exons.
AUGAAUGUCUCAUCUGCUAGUGUGCCUCGUGCGCAUCGCCAUCAUAAUCAUCAUCAUCGCCAUUCACAGCAGCAACCAGUAGCUUUACUCGGGUCCCCGGGUCCCGCAUCUGCUCCCGCAACACCGAAGAGUAGACAAGAGGGUUCUCGACGUCCAGCCCGUCGUCCGAUCUCAUUCAACUCGAAGAUUGGUUCUAGCCCGUGCUAUGCUGGUUCAAAAUUCAGCGACUCGCCUACUGCACGCGCUAUCCCACUUCCACCUACAGAAUGGAUCUAUGAGGCCUACAAUUCUCAAUCAGACACCAGCUCAAUGAGCAGUGGGUCUUUCGUGGGAGCAAACAGUGACGUGGAAACGAGCUCAAUCUGUUCAAGUGCACCAUCGUUGAGCGAUGUUGUGGAGUCGCUGCAUCAUAAGGCAUUCCUGAGGAUCAAAUGGCAUGGCCAUGUCCUCCUACAUCAUGUAGAAAAUGCGUACGACACCGAAUAUUUCGCUUCGCCACAUUUUUUUUUUGCUCGCCGCUUAGCGGCAUACCCGUAA